AUCUCGUCUUCUUCCAUCCCCGCGAGUAGAUAACGCGGGCCGGGCCGUCUUCUCCCGCUCGAUCAUCUAUCCCUCCCCUCCUGCAUGCUAAAUCCUCCUCGAUCGCUCGAUCUCCUGCUGCUGUAUUGUCAUCUUCAUUCACAGUUCCCCUCACCUCAUCGACGCUACGCGAGCUAGUAAGCUAGCAGGCAGCUAGUAGCACCGGCGCCUUGCUUGUUGGUCUGCGACAAUGUCGGGGAUCUCGCUGGCGGUGGCGCCGCGAUCGGACCCGGACCACGCGUCGGAGCGGCAGCCGACGGCGAUGCUGGGCGGCGUGAUGGGCUCCCUCCGCGUGAUCGAGCUGCAGCUGGUGGCCUUCAUCAUGGUGUUCUCGGCGUCGGGUCUCGUCCCGCUCAUCGACCUCGCCUUCCCCGUCGCCACCACGCUCUACCUCCUCGCCAUCUCCCGCCUCGCCUUCCCGCCGCUGCACUCGACCAAGCUCGACGCCGCCGCCGCCUCGCCCGCCGCCUCCCAGGAGAUCUUCCGCGGCAGCAAGCUGUUCCAGGCGUACGUGGUGGUGGGCACGACGGUGGGCCUGUUCCUGCCGCUGGCGCACGUGCUGGGCGGGUUCGCGCGCGGCGACGACGCGGCGGUGCGGGCGGCGACGCCGCACCUGUUCCUGCUGUCGUGCCAGAUCCUGACCGAGAACGUGGUGGGGUCGCUGGGCGGCGCCUUCUCGCCGCCGGUGCGGGCGCUGGUGCCGCUGCUCUACACGGUGCGCCGCGUCUUCGUCAUCGUCGACUGGGUCUACGACGUGUGGGCGGGCCGGGCGCUCCCGCGCUCCGCCACCGCGCGGGAGGCGGCGUGGCUGUGGUUCGGGCGGUACCUGGCCGCCGCCAACCUGCUCUACUUCUCCGCCAACCUCUUCGUCUUCCUCAUCCCGCGGUUCCUGCCCCGGGCCUUCGAGAAGUACUUCCGCAUGCGCGACGAGGUGUGCGCCAAGACGGCCGAGGACAGGCGCGCGCGCGGCGCCGGCAUGGCGGCGCCGGAGCCGCACGGUGAUGCCGGCAAGCCGGCGCCGGAGCCGCACGGUGAUGCCGGCAAGCCGGCGGAGGCCAAGAAGGCGGACUGAGCGAGGGGGCGAGGAGCUCGCGAGCUUGCUCGCAUGUGUUGUUGUUCAGUUCACUGGCCCCUGUAUUGCCUUUUCUUUCUCGUUCCUUUUUGGAAGGCCGACACGUGUGUAUGUGGCUGUUGCCAUGGCUUUGGCGAUCGCGAGUCGUAGAGGAGUAGAGGACAAAUUUUAAAUUUCAAAAUGUGGCCUUGCAACGAUGGCUUUCGAAUCGGA
Messenger RNA from Panicum virgatum (switchgrass), 1324 nucleotides. RefSeq lists its product as uncharacterized. Bases 230 to 1111 code for a protein of 293 amino acids. Lineage: Eukaryota; Viridiplantae; Streptophyta; Magnoliopsida; Poales; Poaceae. The record is from RefSeq and is a predicted model, not a curated record. The transcript has a single exon.